AUGGCCCAUUCCUCAGGAGCAACCCCGUUGUCGAGCACGAGCCCUCGCCGGCAAAACCCCAUUCGGGAUCCUACCGCAAAUGGUUCGACUGGUCUGCCCCAGUCGCCGAAGCACAAGUGCUCCGACAGUCACAGCAGCCUCUCGUCAUACGCUUCCUCCAACUUGACCUCGGGAUGUCAUUCCAGAAUAUCGUCGUUUUCGACCGUCAGCGGCGGCACCCAGCCGUUCACCCAGCCGGUGAAUGAGAUGCCAUCUUUCGAAACCAAACUGGCGGAGCAUGAGCAACUGAGUCCAGCGGUAGUCGGACAAGAGCCCAGGGCUCUGCGUCCCGCAUCACCUCGGACUUCGAUAUCCCAACCUCAGAUUAUAUCUCCCGCUACAUUCGAUGAUGGUAUCAGCAACCCAGAGAGGGCCGGGAGCCCGUCCGACGCGAUUCUCAUCACCCGUACUGCUGGAAGCAAUCGAUCCAGCCCUAGCGAUGCCUUAAGCCCUCAACAUAUCUCUGCACAACGGGAGACAAACAAUCCGAGCUUUCUCAGCCCACAUCAAGCUCAAGUUCAAGCUCAUUCCCGCCUUCACAAAAGAACGGUGUCUGCCCCCGACUUUGCCGCACUAUCAGCCCCCGCCACCUUCAACCCCUUUCCUUCAGUAUCCGACACCUCAGCCUUUGCGGCGCCUCAACAAGCCUACACCAUGCCCAGUCAAACCGAAUCCGAGUCUGCCACGCCGGCUGCCAACACGGCCCCGCAGCCGGAGAUCAAGUGCAUGUACAUUGAGAACUGCGACACGGGCUCUCAACCUCGCAAGGCCAUCUCGCACAUUUUCGGCCGGAACAAGCUCUGCACCCGUAUGAUCCCCGCCCAUGUCUGGGUCCAUUACUGCCGGAAGCAUUACCAGCGCAGCCGUUAUCGCAACGGUCACGAGUAUGCCAAGCUCCAGAUCGAUCUCGUCGAGCAGCAAAUCGAGCGUGUUCAGAAGUGGAGUGACCAGAACAAGGAGGCUGGCGCCCCUCGUGUUGUGACAAGCUGGUCUCUUGCCAUCCGCAAGCGCGAGCAGAAGCGCCUGGAAGACAAGCAGGACUCCAGGAAGCGGGCAUUCUAUGACGAGUCCGACGAUGAUGGCGCUGAUGAUGCCGUCGCCAGUGGGACUGCCGUGCCCGCCUGGCUGCUCCAGAAAUGCGGCACAGGAUACAGCACCGAGGACAUCCUGGCCAUCGUCGGGCAGCUCAAGACAGAGAUCCACGGCAACCAUCUGAACCAGAUUCCCGACAUUGAAAUUCUGCCCUGCAUAAGCAGUGACGGCACUGAAGGCAAGCCCAAAGCUUCACAGAAGCGCAAGACCAGUGGGCAUGCGACUGGAACCGGUAGCACUCACAAACGGUCCCAGUCUAUGGGUGUCGCUCUUCGUCCGACCGAGCAGUCACAGCUUAUGGUCCGUCGUACCAGCCAGCCUGGUGGGCCUUGGGACCACGAUAACUUCGAGCAUCCCAUGGAAAAGAGGCAGCGGACCUCCGAGCUGGACGCCCCUUACUUUGCCGAUCGUCCUACACAGCCGCAGCCGGUCUUGCCGCGCGCUUCCGAAGGCGAUAUCUCGAACGCGCGGCAUAUGUCACUCGCUCACCGUCCGGCUUACGGCCACGACGCCCGCGAUCAUUUCUCGCAGGAAGAUUACUACUACAGCCUCGGUUCGGCCCGGCAGGGACUCGACUCCUUCCCCCCCUACGUCUUCAGGGGCACUGCCGGCACGCUGGGUUCCACUUCUGCUUCCCCACGCGGCCCGUUGCCUGCUCCCAACUACCAGCGAAGAACCCACCAACUCACCGCCUCGCAGUUUGAGGCGCCAGCUUCUGUCUCGGGAUACACUGAUCCACUCCGCCCUGCCCCGUACCAUCAGCGAUCCCAGAGCGAGGUCAUUCGUGCCGCUUCUGGCUUGCACAGCCGGUACCCUCCCGCUUCGUCGGUCACGGAUUCCGCUCCGGCUGGGUACAGCUACGACACUAAUUCCGUCGGGUACGAGCACCCCUACGGCCCGAGACAGGGCUACUCUCGUGUCGACGAUGGCGAUCUUGCUGGAACGGCCCCUCCCGUCGGUCAACCUCCGACGGCUGCUUACUACCACGAUUCGCGCCAGUAUCAUUACACCGCGUCGCCUUACGACUCGAGCGCCGCCGUCGCUCCUUCCCGCAUGCCGCCUCCAACAACCACCGCAAGCCGCCAUGUCCGUCAUCCGAGCAGCCCGAGCAGCCCGAGCAGCCCGAGCAUGGCUCGCGCAUUGACACAGGCCGCGACGCCGCCGCAGGGAUAUACCUACUCCCCUAUGACCAGCCUGCCGCCACGAUACGAGCCGUCGCACGAGCAGCCCUAUGAGCAGACUGCUGCCGACCAGCAGAAACACUCGUACGGGGCUUCCGGCCCGCCUCACCGCUACCUCGUCGAGGACGAGUCGGCGAGGCAUCUUACUAGUACUCGUCGAUGA
Molecule: messenger RNA, 2475 nt
Organism: Sodiomyces alkalinus F11
Lineage: Eukaryota; Fungi; Ascomycota; Sordariomycetes; Glomerellales; Plectosphaerellaceae
Exons: 3
Coding region: 1-2475 (824 amino acids)
Source: RefSeq, a predicted model, not a curated record